AUGGAACCUGUGGUUGUACUUGAAGAUGUUGUACUUGAGGCUGUUGUACUUGAGGAUGUUGUACUUGAAGAUGUUGUACUUGAGGAUGUUGUAUUUAAGGGUGUUGUACCUGAGGAUGUUGUACUUGAGGAUGUUGUACUUGAGGAUGUUGUACUUGAGGAUGUUGUACUUGAGGAUGUUGUACUUGAGGCUGUUGUACUUGAGGAUGUUGUACUUGAGGAUGAUGUACUUGAGGAUGUUGUACUUGAGGAUGUUGUACUUGAAGAUGUUGUACUUGAGGAUGUUGUACUUGAGGAUGUUUUACUUAAGGAUGUUGACUUGCGUGUUUUGCGACAGUUUCGUCACAUUCUAAAUUCCCUCACCUGA
Eurytemora carolleeae is the source of this 366-nucleotide messenger RNA. Its product is annotated as zinc finger autosomal protein-like. Bases 1 to 366 code for a protein of 121 amino acids. The transcript is spliced from 2 exons. The record is from RefSeq and is a predicted model, not a curated record. Lineage: Eukaryota; Metazoa; Arthropoda; Copepoda; Calanoida; Temoridae.